Molecule: messenger RNA, 699 nt
Organism: Miscanthus lutarioriparius
Lineage: Eukaryota; Viridiplantae; Streptophyta; Magnoliopsida; Poales; Poaceae
Source: the annotation of a GenBank genome assembly
AUGGCGGUGACAAAGAUCUACGUCGUGUGCGUGGACAACCUAAUCAUAAGCACCUGCAAUGCUGUACUAAAUAUACGUACGACUGUUCGAGUACUCACUGGCAAUGUUUCUACUAUUCAUCAUGCUCUUGCUGCUGCUGCUGACUUUGAUCAGGCGGAGGAGAUCAACAAGGGCGCCGACUCCGUCGACGGCGUCGAGGCAACCAUCUGGCAGGUGGGGGGAGACGCUGCCGGAGGAGGUGCUGGCGAAGAUGCACGCGCCAGCCAAGAGCGACAAGCACCCAGUGAUAUCGGGCAAGCAGCUGGCCGGCCGACGCCGACGGCAUCCCUGUUCGGCUUCCCGUCGCGGUUCGGCAUGAUGGCGGCGCAGAUGAAGGCGCUCUUCGACUCCACGGGCGGGCUCUGGCAGACGCAGGCGCUCGCGGGCAAGCCCGCGGGGUUCUUCUUCUCGCUGGGCACCCAGGGCGGCGGGCGGGCAGGAGGAGACGGCGCUCACGGCCGUGUCGCAGCUCACGCACCACGCCAUGGUGUUCGUGCCCGUCGGGUCCACGUUCGGCGCCAGCAUGUUCGACAUGGACGAGAAUUGGUAAUGCCUUUAAAAGCUAGGUUGGCAGAUGAGUAUCUAAACGGUGACGCUAUGGGCAGAAAAAUUCGCCACACCACCAAUGCACCAAGAGUUUGCAUUGGAGAGGAAAAGUAA